AUGAUGAUAAAUAAUCGGUUGGCCGAAUCUAAUCAAGCUUCUCCUUUGUUGCAACCAUUACAACAAACUUUGCAUCCAUCUCAAUCUCAUCAAUCGCCUCUUCAACCCAUGCAAUCGUCUCAAUCUUUACAACCUUUACAACCUUCUCCCACACCUUCUCUUCCUAAUAAUAAUAAUAAUAAUUCAUCUUUACAAAAUCACCGAUUAAAUAAUCCAACAACAACAUCGACUUCUUCCUCACCUUCAUCAUCAUCAACAAAUUAUCAUCAUCAAAAUCAUCCAAGUUAUCAAAAUCUUCAUAAUAUUCAGUUACCUAAUAUAAAAGUACCAUUUCCGCCAAUAAUCAAUCUAAAAGAAUUAAUCUCAAGACCAAGAAAAGGAAAAACAAAAGUUCCGUCAAAACCACCGAAUGCUUUUAUGAUUUAUCGUAUGCAAUAUGUUAAAGAAUUACACGCAAGAAAUCAUCGUCUACCAAUGAGAAGCAUAUCUCCUUCUGUAGCAAAUUCUUGGAGAGAAGAACCAGAUUCUGUUGUUAAUCAUUAUGAGCAACUUGCCAGAGAUGCAAGUAAAUAUUACAAUUUAAAAUAUCCCAAACCUCCUCCCUCUACUUCCGUUUCUUCCACCUCUAUUAUUAAUUCAACAACCACAAUUAGAGCACCAUUUGAACACAAGAUUCCUUUACAUGAUGAAAAUUCAAUUAAAUCUUUCAGAUCUUUAACUAAUAACAACAACAAUAUUCCUUCUUUGCCUCAUUUUAAUUCGUUAAAUAAUUACAU
Molecule: messenger RNA, 776 nt
Organism: Entrophospora sp. SA101
Lineage: Eukaryota; Fungi; Glomeromycota; Glomeromycetes; Entrophosporales; Entrophosporaceae
Source: the annotation of a GenBank genome assembly